UUCAGUGCACCGGCACUCGCUGGUCUGCAGGUUCGUCGUCCCGUGCGUGCUCGCAUUCAAUACUGAACGUGAACUUCGCCAUAAUUAAAGUGACGGCGGUUCCCGGCCGUCGGUGGCUGCGUGUGUGGACGUCGCAGGGAGUCGUCACGAAAGUCGGAGAGGCCCGGUUACCGUGGACGGAUUGAGAGCGACUCCCGCGGGGUCCCGGGGAGACCGUCCUCGACUAGUUUCCCUGCCGGGGGAGACGCCGCACGUCCCGCCGGGACUGCCUGCGCCGAAGCGUAGGCCUCACCGACACCGAUUCUGUGCGUUGAUUACGUUUAAAAAAAACCAUUGCCGUGUUUGACUUUUAACGUCUGCUGAGUUGGUGAGAGACAAAGAGGGCUUGUUUUUGUGGGGCUGUUAUUAUAAUGUGUUAUAAUGCCGAAUUUCGGAGUUUCCCUGCGAUAACAGCAAUGCUGAGCCAUGUCCCGCCUCAACGUCGCGUUCCGUUCACGACACCGAUUUCAAUAUCGAAUCUCUCGAAACGAUCACUUCGCUUUUACAAACUUGCACUCUGCAUUUGAUGACGUUCGGUCAAGCAAUCUCCACGAUCCGCACGCCUGGGCAAGACCCUCAAUCGGCAGUGGAUUGAUUCGUUUACUGCGCAACGAUUAGCGCGGUUGGCAACGUACGGUGCGAAAGAAGUUCAACAUACAUCGGAAUCUGAAUACUUCUCACGGAGGAAUCCGAUGAGCUAUGAAGCUCUUUUUUUCCCACAUGUCCAGUAGAUGGAUACACAUCAUAUACACGUCUCGGGAACGCGUCUGUUUUCGAAUCUACGUGUUCCUCUUUAUGUAUCUAAUAUAUUUACAUCAUAUUUAUCCAUUUACAUCCUGUAAUUGACGUUAUAUAAUCAGCAUCAUGUAUUGAAUCGUAGAAUAUUGCGUAGUAUUGACUGUCGUGAUCAAGUCUUGAGGUUCUCGUUUGUGUUUUUGAAGACCAAAUUUGAUGAUGACAAGAACCAUUACUCGCAUCAGUAAAUGAGGAGACACCUCAUCAUAACUGAGAAAUCAAUAUUUAAACUAAGAGAACCCUCAUCACAGCAAAAACAAUCAAACGUGUAAAUGACAGGUAACCCCAUCAUAACAGAGAGAUCAGAUCCGUAAAUGAUGUGAAACAUCGUCAUAUAAGAAUCAUCGGAUUCGAGUCAAGCAACAUACCAAUGGGCCUGACGACGUUUUCAGUCGGUGUUUAUUAAUAGAGUCCCGUACCAGUGCCGGCUGGGUCAUGUAGCCCGCAUGCCCAGCCGCCGCAUGCCCAGCCGCCGCAUGCCCAGCCGCCGCAUGCCCAGCCGCCGCAUGCCCAGCCGCCGCAUGCCCAGCCGCCGCAUGCCCAGCCGCCGCAUGCCCAGCCGCCGCAUGCCCAGCCGCCGCAUGCCCAGCCGCCGCAUGCCCAGCCGCCGCAUGCCCAGCCGCCGCAUGCCUAAACAGCUUUUGUUUGACCGGAUCGAGGGGGCUAAACGGGCGCGGCACGGGCUAGAGAAGAGAUGGAGUGAUGUGGUACAGGAGGACGUGGAGCUGAGUGGACUUGCCGAUGACUGGUACCAGCGGUGUCAAGAUCGGCCUCAGUGGAGGAGGCUCGUGAAGGACGCUACUGCUGCUGGGCAGUGCCAGGCUAGGUGCACCGUGAGGCUACUGGGCAGUUGGAGGCAGUCGCCCUCCAACAACAACGGAGGGCGGAGGAGCGACGCUCACAACAACGAGUGGAGCGCCGGGGACCAUGUCCUCGGACACACACUCGUGCGUCAUCUGCGGCGAGGUGGGGCUGUCGGCGUCCGAGGUGCAGACGCACUUAUUCAUCCACGCCGAGGUCUCCCCCUCGUGCCCAUUCUGCUCCCUGUCGAGCAUCUCCCUCGACGAGCUCCACUACCACAUCGCCGUGGCGCACGCGGAGACGAGCGCUGGCAAGCCCUCGACGUUGCCGCCACCCGCCAGUCGGGAAAACGGAGCGCGAGGUGGGGCGGAUGGCAGAGAGGCUGACGAUGCGCUGAGUUCGGCUCGACAGCGACCGGCACCUUCACAAGGCCCCCGGAAGAGUCGCAGUCCCAGCGGCGGCCAAAAGGCAACAUCCUCGCCGGAUGGUGCCGACACGACUGACGGCGCUAUGCCAGUGGUCGCCGCACGAGCCACUGACUCGACCCGUCCCCGUGGGGAGAAGUACGGGAGCUUCCUGGGCAGGCUCGGGGAAUCCCAGAGUGAACGGCGGCGUUUAGACGGUGGCGUCUCUGACCGUGGCUCCCAGGAGGCGGAGGUGGAGGCUCCGAGUCCCUCACGUUGCAGACAAAAAGGCGUGGAGGACGUACGCGUGGAGUGCCCGUUCUGCGGGCUGAAGGAGUCGGGAGAACAGCAGAUCCUGCAGCAUUUACAAAGUGUCCACGCAGAUGCCAUGGACACUCCUCAGAAGGCCGCGUCACGACCGUCAAGUCAAGGUGGGGAGCGGAACAUGGGCAGGGUUGCGUGUCCGGUUUGCGACACCACCCUCUGCUCGGAACGGGAGCUGCAGCUGCACGUGGAACAGCAUUUCUCCGGAGGCGAAGUUGGCGCACUGGAGGAUGAACUGCUGGCCGAGGCGCUGCAGAACGAGGAAGUCGUGCGGCGCCAGGAGGAAGACCGGCGAGAGAGCGAGGAGUUCCGUCGCCUGCAGCGCGAGCACGGCAUGGACGGGCGCGGGGGCUUUGCGCGCCAGGCCCAGCGCAGCCUGCAGAGGGACAUGGAGCGCGGCGCCAUCUCCCCGCUGGAGCUCCACGAGCGCCGCGCGCAGCUCCUGCAGGGCCUCGCCGACGGCCGCGACGACGGCAACACGCGCACCGCCGGCCUCACGGCGGCGCUCGCAAGGGUCUACGGCACGGGCGCGGCGGUGCGGGACGUGGCGCGCGUUUGGCUCGCUGCCGACACGAGCCACUACCGGGGCGAUGGCGGCGACCGGGGCUGGGGCUGCGGCUACAGGAACCUGCAGAUGCUCAUGUCGAGCCUGGCGCGACUCGACCGCUUCAGCUUCCUGGGGCUGCAAGGCGGCGCCCGGAUGCCGGGAAUCCCGCGGCUGCAGGCGCUGGUGGAGGCGGCGUGGGAGCAGGGCUUCGACCCGCAGGGGGCGUCCAACUUCGCCGGGAAGCUGCGGGGCACGCGCGCCUGGAUCGGCACCACGGAGCUCUACGCCCUGCUCACCUCGCAGCGAGUGCGCUGUCGUGUCGUGGACUUCCACCGCGCCACGGGGGAGGGCGGCACCCACCCGCUGCUCUUCGCGUGGGUCACGGAUUACUUCCGGGGCGGGGGUCAUGAGCGGGUGCCCCCGCCGGCUCAGCUCGUGGUGUCCACUCGGCUGCCUCCGCUCUACCUGCAGCAUCAGGGUCACAGCCGCACGGUGGUGGGGCUGGAGGAGAGGCGAGAUGGCACUCUGUGGCUGCUAAUCUUCGACCCGGCGCACAGCGCGCAGACAACGGACCAGCUACUCCGUGCCGCCACCGGUAACACCGCCGCCGCUGCCGCUGCCACCGCAGCUCUCCGCCCGUUCCGUCGGCCCGUCGGGGCUUUGCGGCACCGCCAAUACCAGGUUCUGGCGGCCGAAACGACGGAGCUCACCGACGCAGAGAGAGAGGCCCGUCGCACGGCUUCCCAGGUUUUCGUGGCCGAGAGGAUUCCCUGACGCACCGUGGUUGGGGGACCGCGUGCCGGCCCGCUCCCUGCCGCCCCUACAAGCGGGGGGGGAACCCUCCAACCCUCCCGUCACUCGACACGGCCGAGAACGCCUUUGCCUCGCUUUGCUGCAACGAGUCCCAAAGUCGACGAGACAAAAAUGACGAUGUCAGGAUUCAGGACGGCCGUGGCGUCCACAAAUGCAUUGUGGUUUGGAGAUUUGCCGCCUUCUUUGUUUGCCAAACGUGCCUGGUGCCUUUUGUGUACGGACAGGGUGGUACAACAACGUCGUCAAGUUAAGAACCUUACAGUGGCUCGAUCCAUUGCCCUGCAGGCUGGGAGAUUGUCGAUUGAGGUUCGGCCGCCAGGCUGAUGGUGACACGAGGUCGCGCUUUCUCACUUAACAGUGGGCCGGGUUAAGGCUGCCAUCUUCCACUCAAACAUUACAGUGAGAGCUGCAGAUACUCACCAAGUCUGCCCAGGGAUAGAUCACAGUCUUUUUUAAAGCUUGCAAUAAAGCGUUUUUAUAUUUUUGAAAUAUAUGUUAAGUACGGUUGUGACUGCGCACAUUGACGCCCGUGUGCCUACGCCAGGGUUCAGCCCAUCUUGUUAGUGUAGCCACACCACGUGAUACUCAUACCCAGCCCUGAGAUGAGGAAACGAUUUAAAGUGGUGGAUGAUGUCAUGUUCUGAUGACCGAGUGAAGCUGGUGGUAAAUGAUCAUGAUUGACCUCCGAUUAUCACGGUUGGCUACGUACGGUGCAAAAUUUCUACGUACAUACCUACAUUGUGAAUGUUGUGUUGUGGGUUUACUCUCCAACACACCCGUGUGCCGUACUAGUACCGAAUUGGCAUGUUGUGUUUACGUGACAAACCUUACCAAUUGGCUGUCGGGUGGUGGUGGCGGGUUUAACGACAUUUACGCAAUCUCACCCAAAAAACGGAAUAUGAACCUACAUGAUCGAUUCUCCUUCCUUGUGUUUCCUCUCACUCACGUGGGCCUGACCUUCCUGCGCUGCUUCUACACUCGCUUGUCCUGGGCCAUCACCUCCAACAUCCAGUCCCACGCAUCCCCGACACACCGCCUCGCUUCUUGGUCUACCUGUACCUUUACACCUUUUGAUAAUUGACGAUUAUGUUUCAGCGGUUUAGGGGAAUUGAGACAUCCCGGCGUAGACGCUUGCUUUGUCGAAAUCAAAUCUUUGCCGAUGAUGAUUUGUGAAUUUGGUUGGUAUUUUAAUUCGUGAAAGGAAGCCCGAUUGCCGUCCCAGCCGAGCCGGAUCUUGGCCCCGGUGAAGUCCCCCCCCAUCAUCAUCACCGUUGAGAGACGCUGUCAUCACAAACGAUUCACCCCUCGAGCGUCGAUGUAAAAAUGUUUAUUCCGGUGUUGCGUCACGCCGGUUGUCACGAUGAGAUGGAAGGCGUGCACACGAGCGGGUGAAUCGACGAGCGAGCUUCAAAAUAAUUGGGCCAAUAAUACUUUGUCAUUGUGUGCACUACUGCGCGUGUCCUACGACAGUAACAGUGCUUGGAGGAUUCCACCUCCCGCGUUGUAUAACAAAGGCAGGCAACGCUUCAAACGGAGCCUCGUGCAUA
Messenger RNA from Lethenteron reissneri (Far Eastern brook lamprey), 5270 nucleotides. RefSeq names its product zinc finger containing ubiquitin peptidase 1 (gene ZUP1). NCBI's taxonomy places the organism in Eukaryota, Metazoa, Chordata, Hyperoartia, Petromyzontiformes, Petromyzontidae. The record is from RefSeq and is a predicted model, not a curated record. Gene Ontology annotation, molecular function: ubiquitin-like protein peptidase activity.